AUGGCUUUCCAAUCCGAGGGCAUCUGUUCCCUUCAAACAGAAAUCGAUGUUGUUCAUUCAGCCAUGCAAUCAGUUCUUCAACGGCUGUUAACAACAACACAAGAUGUUUCCAAUGAUCCUAUCAUUAAAGUCGCAGAGGCGAAAGAUAUCCCUACCCUCAAACAUAUCGGUACUCCUGGUGAUGCUCACUCCGUUGAACAAGUCAUUGAUGAGGCUUUCAUUGCGUUUGACAACCGCAUGAGAGUAAAUCAUCCUCGUUUCAUGGGCCUCAUACCAUCACCAACCUCUCCUAUUGCCUGGCUGGGUGACUGCAUUGCCAGCGCUUUUAAUGCUUUGGGCGCCUCUAAGCUCCAAGCAUCCGGGCCUGUUGUGAUUGAAAAGACUUUGAUCGAGUGGCUCGCAGGUCGCGCCGGAUUCCCGUCCACAGCAGGGGGCGUGUGCGUCUCCGGCGGCUCAAUGGCAAAUUUGAUGGCAAUUGUUCUGGCUCGCGAUCGUAUUGUUCCCCUCAGGGAGCACCAGGAACGGGCAGUGGCCUAUCUAUCAGAUCAGACACAUUAUUCAAUUGCUAAGGCGCUACGGCUGCUUGGGUUUGCCAAAUCUCAAGUAAGACAGCUCCCCGCAGACGACAACUACCAGCUAAGCCCACGCCGCCUCGAGGCGGCAAUGCGGGCCGACCGUGAGAACGGGCUGGUCCCAUUUCUCGUCGUUGGAACAUGCGGUACGACAAACACGGGAGCGGUUGACCCCCUGGCUGAAAUUGCCCAAGUAUGCAAGGGCCAAGGGGCAUGGUUCCAUGUUGAUGGAGCAUUUGGGGCGACGGCGACGUUAUCAGCCACCAGAUCAAGCACCGUCCGCGAGAUCAGACAUGCGGACAGCAUGUCCUGGGAUGCGCAUAAAUGGCUGUUCCAGACAUAUAGCUGCGGCCUGCUCCUGGUGAAAAAUAGGAGCCACCUGGUGUCAAGUUUCGCAAACGAAGGCGACUACCUCCGCGAUGGCGUUGCUCUGGAAGACGAAGAGAUACCCAACUUUUGGAACUACACUAUGGAGCUCACACGGCCGUCCUCCCGUGCAAUGAAGCUGUGGUUUACAUUACGGGUAAUGGGUGUGGAUAGAAUUGGAAAGAUGAUUGACCAUGGGUUUGCUCUCGCAGAGAGAGCUGAGGAGGAAUUGCGCAAGCUUCCGGACUGGGAAAUUACAAGUCGUGCAAGCGUGGGCGUUAUCACAUUUCGAUAUGCGCCCAAGGAUGCCUCGGCGGACAGGCUUGACGAGAUCAAUACGGCUGUGUCUCGGAGCCUGGUGUCCAAUAACACAGCUGGCAUUCUGACCACCAAGGUCCGUGGCAAAGUUGCGUUGAGAAUAUGUGCUCUAAGCCCUCAUCUGAGCCUUGAGGAAAUGUCCGAAAUAGUGAAAACGGCGGAUCAGCUUGCGAGAGAUUUACAAAAGGGGAAUUCUAGGGAGGCAUGA
Messenger RNA from Clonostachys rhizophaga, 1464 nucleotides. The record is from the annotation of a GenBank genome assembly. Lineage: Eukaryota; Fungi; Ascomycota; Sordariomycetes; Hypocreales; Bionectriaceae.